Fonsecaea erecta is the source of this 426-nucleotide messenger RNA. RefSeq lists its product as hypothetical. The record is from RefSeq and is a predicted model, not a curated record. Gene Ontology annotation, molecular function: peroxiredoxin activity. The coding region runs from base 1 to 426 and encodes 141 amino acids. The transcript has 2 exons. NCBI's taxonomy places the organism in Eukaryota, Fungi, Ascomycota, Eurotiomycetes, Chaetothyriales, Herpotrichiellaceae.
AUGAGCAACAGCGAAAGUUCGUUAUACGACAAGGGCAAAGAAGUCCGCAUCGCCGUGCUGGGCGAGGCCCACGUCCAGCGAUCGCUGGCCGCGCGACAGAGCGAGUUUGCCAAACCGCUGCAGGACUUUACCACCGAGUUCUGUUGGGGGAAGGUGUGGGCGCGCCCAGAGCUCGAUCGCAGGUCGAGGAGUCUCGUCAAUCUGGGCUUCAUGAUUGCCCUGCACAGCUGGCAUGAGUUGGCCAUCCACACCAAAGGAGCCAUCCGCAACGGGGUGACGGAGGUCGAAAUCCGAGAGGUCAUCAUGCAGUCCAUGGUGUAUUGUGGCGUCCCUGCGGGCGUGCAGGCGUUGAAAGUGGCUGAGACGUCCAUCAACGAAAUGAUUGAGGCUGGAGAGCACCAGCGACAGUUGAAGGAGAAGGUGUAA